Molecule: messenger RNA, 2524 nt
Organism: Phlebotomus argentipes
Lineage: Eukaryota; Metazoa; Arthropoda; Insecta; Diptera; Psychodidae
Gene: Mcm3
Product: DNA replication licensing factor Mcm3
Exons: 4
Coding region: 58-2514 (818 amino acids)
Biological process (GO): DNA replication; mitotic DNA replication initiation; DNA strand elongation involved in DNA replication
Cellular component (GO): MCM complex; nucleus
Molecular function (GO): ATP binding; ATP hydrolysis activity; single-stranded DNA helicase activity
Source: RefSeq, a predicted model, not a curated record
AUCUCCCAGUGUUUUUGAGAGCGCAUUCUCUGCGGAAAUUUGUAAAGAAUCGUGAAAAUGGGUGAAAAUGAGCGCUAUCUGCAAGAUAUUCAGAGGGAGUAUUUGGACUUCCUGGAUGAUGAGGAGGAUCAAUCGAUCUACUCAACUCACAUCAAAACCAUGGUUUCGGAUAAUUCCCGGCGUCUGAUCGUCAAUAUCAAUGAUCUGAGGAGAAAGAAUCCCACCAGGGCGGCUAGUCUUCUCAGCAAUGCCUUCGAGGAGCAGCUGGCCUUCAGCCGGGCACUAAAAGAUGUGGUUAUGUCCACUCAAUCGCGAUACACGAAAGGCGAUGAGGACUUCUUUGUGGGAUUCGAGGGCAGUUUUGGGAAUCGACACGUCACUCCCAGAUCCCUGACGUGCCAGUUCUUGGGAAAUUUGGUGUGCGUGGAGGGAAUUGCCACGAAAGUCUCUCUCGUGCGUCCCAAAGUCGUUCGGAGUGUUCACUACUGUGCCGUCACGAAGAAGGUCAUGGAGAGGAAGUACACAGACUUCACCUCUUUCGAAGCCAUUCCGAGUUCUGCUGUCUAUCCCACCAAGGAUGAAGAUGGAAAUCUCCUGGAGACAGAAUACGGAUUGUCGGUCUACAAGGAUCAUCAGACGAUGACGCUUCAGGAGAUGCCAGAGAAAGCUCCAGCAGGACAAUUGCCACGAUCUGUUGAUGUGAUCUGCGAUGAUGACCUCGUGGAUCGCGUGAAGCCUGGAGAUCGCGUCCAGAUUGUGGGCAACUAUCGAUGUUUACCUGGAAAGCAGGGUGGAUACACAUCCGGCACUUUCCGCACUGUCCUGAUCGCCAACAACAUCUCUCAGCUGAAUAAGGAGAACAGUCUGGCUAUCUCUCGCGAAGAGAUCACUCUGUGCAAGAAACUGGCCAAGAACAAUGAUAUUUUUGAGCUGUUGGCAAAGAGUCUCGCUCCAUCAAUUUAUGGCCAUGAGUAUGUAAAGAAGGCUAUACUGUGCCUCCUUCUGGGAGGAAUUGAGAAGAAUCUGUCCAACGGAACACGCCUUCGAGGUGACAUUAAUGUUCUCCUGAUCGGAGAUCCCAGCGUGGCCAAAUCUCAACUGCUGCGAUACGUUCUCCAAACGGCGCCCAGGGCGAUUCCCACAACAGGAAGAGGCUCCACCGGUGUGGGUCUCACAGCCGCCGUGACAACGGAUCAGGAGACUGGUGAUAAGCGCUUGGAAGCGGGCGCCAUGGUUCUGGCGGACCGCGGAGUCGUGUGCAUUGAUGAGUUCGACAAGAUGAGCGAUCUGGACAGAAUUGCCAUCCACGAAGUGAUGGAACAGGGAAAAGUGACCAUCUCAAAGGCGGGAAUUCACGCCUCACUCAACGCCAGAUGCUCAGUAUUGGCAGCUGCUAAUCCAGUCUAUGGAAAGUAUGAUCAGUACAAGACUCCCAUGGAGAACAUUGGGCUGCAGGACUCUCUUCUGUCGCGUUUCGAUCUGCUGUUCGUGAUGCUGGACGUGGUGGACACGGACACUGACCAAAUGAUUUCUGACCACGUCGUGCGGAUGCACAGAUACAGAAAAGCCGGCGAACAGGAUGGAGAAGUCCUUCCCAUGGGCGGCAGCUAUGUGGACAUGCUGACUACGUUUAACGCGCGCAAGGAGGAUUCCAAGGAGACACCGAUGUAUGAGAAGUACGACGCUCUCCUCCACGGUAGCUCCAGGAGAGCCUCAGACAAGAUCCUCACUGUGGACUUCAUGAGGAAGUACAUCAACAUCGCAAAGUGUCUGAAGCCGAAACUCACUGAGCAAGCUUGCGAGGUGAUCUCCAAUGAGUAUUCUCGUCUGCGAUCCCAAGAUCUUUCGGACUCCGACAUGGCCAGAACUCAGCCAGUAACUGCUCGAACGCUGGAGACGCUCAUCCGUCUGGCCACUGCGCACGCAAAGGCGCGAAUGUCGAAAUCUGUGGCUGUUCAGGACGCCAAUGCGGCGAUAGAACUUGUGCAGUUUGCCUACUUCAAGAAAGUGCUGGAGAAGGAGAAGAAAAAGCGCCGUCACGACUCAGAUUCAUCAGGAGGCGAAGAGGGAUCUGAUGCCGAGAGUGCUUCGCAGCCCACUCAAAGCACUCAGAAUGGCAACAGGCGCUCCAAGAGGACGCGUCUCGAUCCUCCGGUGGCCAGCACUGAAAAUGACGAGGAGGUGGAGCUCCCAGCACCGGAUAGAGGUGAUUUGACUGCGCGCGAGACUCGACAGACGGCAGAGGCAGAAUCCACAGAGGCCUCAGUGGUGCCGAUGGAUGACUCUGAGCCUUUGGAACCGAUCGACGACGAGAAGAUGAAUCUAUUCAAGGCGUCCCUGCACAAAACCUUCCGCGAGGGACGCAUUCAGUGCAUCAGUUUGGUGAAGUUCAAGGAGAUCCUCGAAAAGGAGUGCACAGUUUCCUUCUCAUCCGGAGAAGUGAUGUUCGCCAUCAACCAGAUGACGGAAGACAACCAAAUCAUGCUGGCCGAUGGAAUGAUUUUCCUUAUUUAGCGACAUGAUU